Harpegnathos saltator (Jerdon's jumping ant) is the source of this 2280-nucleotide messenger RNA. RefSeq lists its product as uncharacterized. The coding region runs from base 20 to 1300 and encodes 426 amino acids. The record is from RefSeq and is a predicted model, not a curated record. The transcript has a single exon. NCBI's taxonomy places the organism in Eukaryota, Metazoa, Arthropoda, Insecta, Hymenoptera, Formicidae.
AAUAGCAUCUACAGGAAGAAUGUCUAACACGGCAAUACGAAGGAAAGAGCAUUUAGAGACAGAAACUGCCAAUGUCGUUGAAAACAAUGUUAUUCGAAAGUGGCUCUCACUUGAAGAGGUGAAGAAAAUCGUGAGAAACGUGCUGAACUACGAAGUGGAUUCGAUUGAAUAUAAUAUUCGACCGUAUUCCGACGGUAAACUGGGAUACCUCGGUUCUCAUUACCGUCUAACUGUGACAGCCACGACGAGGAAGAAGAAGAAGGUCACCCUGCCGUUCUUUCUUAAGACUUUGCCUUACGAGAUACCCGUCCAAGUCGAAUACGUGAUAAACCUCGGCUUCUUCAAAGUGGAGACGAUGUUCUACAGCACCUUAAUGCCAAUACUCUGCGAGGAGUAUCGUGGAGAACCAUGGGCGCCUGUGUGCUACAAAAUGAAGGAGAACCUGUUGAUCUUCGAAGAACUGAAUGGCAAAGGUUAUACAAUGCGGGACAAGCUUUUCAACAAGACGCUCGUGCGAGCGAGUCUCAGCACUAUCGCGCAUCUACACGCCGCUUCCUUGAUAGCGGAAGCGCGCCUUGGUUCACCGCUCAACCGAUUGUAUCCUGAUGUUUUUUCGAAGAGAAACUUUGACAAAGGCUAUAGGGUACGAGAGUGGUUUGAUGCGGGUGUUGAUGUUGCCACAACUGUGGCUGAGCGUCUAGGACACAAUCCUGAUCUAAUACGUGCAGCUUGUGAACAAGUAAAUAACAUCUUCAAAACAUCCUGUACGAAAACAAACGUGGUUAGUCACGGAGACCUAUGGGGCAACAAUCUCAUGUUCAACAACGACGUACCGCCCAAAUGUCUACUGGUGGAUUAUCAGCUGACGAAAUACUUACCUUUGGCAUUCGACGUUUCGCAGUUCUUCUAUCUAUGUACUGACCGAAGUUUUCGAGAGACCUGGGAGAGCGCGAUGCUGCGGCAUUAUUACGAAAUACUAUGCGAAACUUUGGACGCUCACGGGAUCGGCUUGAUGCAGAGACCCGCUUGGUCGGAAGUUGUCGAUGGUAUGGAAGAACAGCGCCUAGGUUCCCUGAUUACGGCGAUAAUAUACUUUCCUACGGUACUGAUGGACGAGAAGCUCAACGCACAGAUCAUGAGCGAUCCAACAUCCUACAACGAGUUCACCUUUCAGAACAGGACAAAGUUUGUACUUUCUGUAAUGGAGAAGGACUCGGUCUACGGAAGAAGAAUCAGCGAGGCUGUCGAUGAACUGGCCAGCUUGGCUUCACGGUUAGAUCAGUUGCCCCAACCAUCUUAAAAUUAUACAUGUUAUUAGUGCAGUUGGUUCAAAUAUUUUAUCAGGUUUUCGACGAAAUUUAUAUUCUGUCUAUUGGCCGAAAAGAAUUGAAUGAAUAACCGUAUUACUUUAUUUUAUAUCUUUCUACUCUUUACACAAUAGUGUUUACACAUAAGAAUGAGUGAUAUUGUCUUGGUUCGGGAGUAUGAUAGAUAAGGAAGACCAAUCGUAACUGAUAAACCGAUUACUCGAUUCAUCGGUGUCUUCUGCUUCAUUGAUACCUGCGAACUGUGAUAUUUCGUUAUUAUUCAGUUCUAAGGUAUCGACUCGAGCUUCGUCGUCAUUAUAUCUUAAAAUUGCAAAAUAAUUAAUAUGCAACAUUACAAUGUGGGUAAGCGUAAGAUGAAUCUAUAAAAUAAAGCGAUAUAAUAUUAAAAUAAUGUCCUUGGUAAAUUUAUUCAAGAGAAGUUCCACUUAAAUAAUAAAGUAGCAACAGGGUCGCUCCAAGUCCACUUCAAGUCACUUCAUUCAUGUCGAGUGAUUUUUCCUCUGAAUCGUUGAGUGAAUAUUUUAACUCGAACUCGAAUUUGAAGAGUUAGUCCGACGUGCUCAACCGUUGCACGAACAGAAUUACUUUAAUCAAUUGAAAUUUCAUUUUUAUAAAUUACAAACUCACUCCGUUUAAGUGAAUUAUUCUCUCUCUCUCUCUUUCUCUCUCUCUUAUGCCUUCGAGUGAUAGCAUUUCAUUGCAUACAUUUCAUCAAGUGAAUGCUUGCUUGUUUUAAAUGUGAUUUCAUUCAAUUUUUGUGAAAAUUUAACGGAUGUGCAACAAAAAAUUAUAUAAAAUUCUAGAUUCUUCGACGUUUCUGGAACGAAACAUUUUUGACUGUCGUCUGGAUAAUAACAAUAUAAAUAACGAGCCUUCAUUGAUGAUAAAGAUGGGCUAAUACCCUGACCAACAAUGGAUCAAAUCCAUUACUAGGUCAUUGCUUGAACGGCUA